UUGAACUGAGCUGGGAGGUAGAACUCUAGCCUCAGUGUUUCUGUGUUCUCACAUUUGUUGAGUGGAUGCCUUGCGCCCUCGGUGAAAAAGUCACUUCCUAAAUACCAGCAAAGUUGUGCGCUCUUGGAAAGUUGCAGGCUGCUGACUUCAGGGACUCGUCGCUGUCUGGUGUCGGACUCCUCUCAGGAAUGCAGCGGGAAGAGUCAGGAGUCAGCCUCGGCUGAGGUGGGACGAAGCUCCGUUUUCUUAGGUUGCCACAUUUAGUUUGAGGUCGUUGUUUUUGCGGCGAGAGCAUGUGAACUAGGCUGCGUGUCCAAGAAGACACUGUAAAUUGAACGGCAGCAACCUGUAAGGAUUAUUAAAGACUGAGAUCUUCACUUCGACUCCAUCUGCAUCAUGGGCUGCAGCAAGGUGCUGUGGGGGGUGGUCGGGGCGGCUGUCGUCAUCACGUUAAUAACGAUCCCGGCAGUUUAUUUCAGCAAACCCGAUGGUACCAAAAGGCCAUUCACCCUCGAAGAUUACUUCAAUGACACCAUAAGGUGGAAAUCCUACAAUUUGUAUUGGAUAUCAGAUAAGGAAUAUCUGCAUAAAACAAGAGAGGGGAAUGUCUUUCUUCACAAUGCUGAAACGAAAGAGGAGUCCCUAUAUUUGAGCAAUUCCACCUUUGCCCAGGUGGAUGCCACAGAUUACCUGCUGUCUGGUGAUUAUCAAUACAUCGCCUUUGAAAGCAAUUACACAAAGAAAUGGAGACAUUCAUUCACGGCCUCUUACUCCAUCUAUGACAGGGAGAGUUCAACAUUUGUUACACCUGUGAAUCUUCCAACUGUUGUGCAGUACUUUUCCUGGGCCCCAACAGGAAACAAAUAUGCUUACGUCUCGGACUUCAACAUUUUUUUCAAAUCUAAUGUCACUGCUGAAGUUGUGCAAGUGACUCACAAUGGGAAAGAGAAUGAGAUCCACAAUGGUGUCCCUGACUGGGUAUAUGAGGAGGAAGUGUUUGCAUCAAACGGGGCAAUAUGGUGGUCAUCAACUGGAAAAUUCUUGGCUUAUCUAGAGUUAAAUGAUACUGAAGUUAGCAAAGUGGAGUUCUCUUGGUAUGGAUCUGAGCAAUAUCCUCAAACAGUGGCUUUUCCAUACCCAAAGGCUGGAUCAUCUCUUACCAAGGUGAAACUGUUUGUGGUUGAUACCACAAAUCCAACCCGCCGCACACAGGUGCUUCCUCCAGCAUCCAUUGCUUCUGGUGAUCACAUUUUGUGCUCAGUGAACUGGGUUACAGACGAGCGCGUCGCCGUGCAGUGGCUCACAAGAAAGCAGAAUUACUUGGUUGUGCAGAUCUAUGACUUGGAUGGAAGCAGCUGGAAAGAAAUACAGAAAUUAGAGCAAAGAAGCAAGACAGGUUGGGUCGGCCAUUACGUGCCCUUACCUCUUUUCUUUGCUGAAGAUAAACUUAGUUUCUACAAAGUGAUGAGUGACACUCAGGGCUACAAACAUAUUCAUUAUGUGAAAGAUGGCAAAGCAACACCUAUUACCUCUGGGAAGUGGGAAGUCAUUUACAUCUCCAAAUUAACAAAAGACGCCAUAUAUUUUGUGAGUAAUGAGUACCAAGGAAUACCUGUAAAGAGGAAUCUUUACAAGGUUCUGAUUGGAAGCAGCCCUUCUGCCCCUCGGUGCCUCACCUGUGACCUGUAUGCGGACAGGUGUCAGUACAACACAGCUUACUUCAGCUUUGACGCCUCUUACUACCGAAUGGACUGCUACGGACCUGGCUUGCCCGUGUACACACUCAUGGACAACAGGGGCCCAGGUGCACGGCUUUCGAUCCUUGAGGAAAACAGGGAACUGGAAAAUAUUCUGACUGAAUUCAAAAUGCCAAAGAUGCAUUAUGGCACACUAAAGGUCGCAGGAUUUGAUCUUUGGUAUCAAAUGAUGUUACCACCAAAUUUUAAGCGAUCUAAAAAAUACCCUCUUCUCAUUGAUGUGUACGGUGGCCCCUGUAGUCAGAAGGUGGACCAUCGUUUCAAGCUGAACUGGGGCACGUACCUCUCCAGUUCACACGGGAUCAUCAUCGCCAGCUUUGAUGGAAGGGGGAGCGGUUACCAAGGUGACGAAAUAUUGCACUCAAUCUACAGGCGCCUUGGGACGUUUGAAGUGGAAGAUCAGAUAACAGCUGUGAGGAAAUUCAUUGAUAUGGGUUUUAUCGACAAAAACAGAAUAGCAAUAUGGGGCUGGUCAUAUGGUGGUUACGUAACUUCAAUGGCCUUGGGUGCUGGAACUGGGCUCUUCAAGUGUGGAGUAGCGGUUGCCCCAGUAGCCAAGUGGGAAUAUUAUGAUGCAGUGUACACUGAACGCUACAUGGGCAAGCCCACGGAGAAUUCAGACGCUUACAUAAAUUCCACAGUGACGGGCAGAGCAAAGAACUUCAAAACUGUAGACUAUCUACUGGUUCAUGGCACAGCAGAUGACAAUGUCCAUUUCCAGCAGGCAGCACAAAUCUCCAAAGCCCUGGUGGACGAGCAAGUGGACUUUGAGACAAUGUGGUACACUGACAGGGACCAUGGUCUCAGGGGAUCAGCCUACCGUCAUAUAUACACCCUCAUGAGUCACUUCCUGCAGAAAUGCCUCCUUAAGCCCAAAUAGAUGUGAAGAAUGUGACAGCAUUUAAAGGGACGAUUACCACAGCGUUUUUGCUUUCUAAUUUGUGCAGUUUUGAUCAUACGGAGGCUCUGAAGUGUCAGGUUGAACGUUUUUGUGGAUGUUUUUAUGUGCAAUGGAUAAUCGUUUGCUUGUACAAAUGAGCGUUUUAUGUGGAAUAAUGUAACUUUUUUCAAAAUAUGUGACAUUCAAAACAUACCAAAAGCCAUCGCAUGCAUUUAUAUACAUUUUGUGAAUAUGAUGACAUAGAAUAGCUAUAUUGCACUGCACUGAUUUGUUGUGGAGUGGUAUCAUUUGUGUUGUAGUCGUCUUGCAAU
Xiphias gladius (swordfish) is the source of this 2969-nucleotide messenger RNA. RefSeq names its product fibroblast activation protein, alpha. The transcript is spliced from 26 exons. The record is from RefSeq and is a predicted model, not a curated record. NCBI's taxonomy places the organism in Eukaryota, Metazoa, Chordata, Actinopteri, Istiophoriformes, Xiphiidae. Bases 397 to 2637 code for a protein of 746 amino acids. Gene Ontology annotation, molecular function: serine-type endopeptidase activity; dipeptidyl-peptidase activity. Gene Ontology annotation, biological process: proteolysis.